Molecule: messenger RNA, 1549 nt
Organism: Nymphaea colorata (pocket water lily)
Lineage: Eukaryota; Viridiplantae; Streptophyta; Magnoliopsida; Nymphaeales; Nymphaeaceae
Product: ubiquitin-like domain-containing CTD phosphatase
Exons: 5
Coding region: 144-1229 (361 amino acids)
Cellular component (GO): nucleus
Molecular function (GO): protein binding; phosphoprotein phosphatase activity
Source: RefSeq, a predicted model, not a curated record
CUCGAAAACAAAGUAUCUUUGCGGGGGGACUGGGGACGAACAGGGAGAGACUGCGAGGUGAAACUGAGAGGAGUGAGCCACUGCGGCGAGCGGCAAAAGCAAAAACUGAGAGGGAAGCAGGCAGACGACGAUAAUCGACGUCCAUGGCGUCGGCGUCGGCGUCGUCCUCAGGAGGAGAAGGCUGGGAAGAGAUGACGCUGUGCGUAAAGUGGAACGGCAAGGAAUACACGGUGAGAGUGUGCGCCGAUGACACCGUGGGAGAGCUGAAGCGACGCAUCUGCGAGGCCACCACCGUCCUCCCCAAGCGCCAGAAGCUGCUCUACCCGAAAGUCGGCCCUAAGCAGCUCUCCGACGACGCCACCAUCCUCUCUACUCUCCAACUUAAGCCCACCUUGAAGAUGACCAUGAUCGGUACUGUGGAAGAUGAGAUUUUUGUGGACCAAGUUGAUGGCCCAGAAAUCAUUGACGAUUUUGAACUCGUGCAAGAGGAUGUCACUGAUAUCAAAGAUAAAGAUGUCAACCAACAGAAACUGAAGCGUAGAAUCAGUCAAUACAAGAUUGAACUUCUUAAUCCAUGUCGUGAAGGGAAGAAACUGCUUGUUUUGGAUAUUGACUACACAUUGUUUGACCACCGUUCGACGGCAGAGAAUCCUCUUGAGUUGAUGAGGCCAUGUGAGUGUCAAUUCCAGUUCCUUCUUUAUCCCCUUCAUAAUCUUUUCCACUUUAUAUUAUUACUCCUUUCUUCUUUCUCAGAUCUCCAUGAAUUCCUGUCUGCUGCUUAUGCGGAGUAUGACAUCAUGAUAUGGUCUGCAACUAGUAUGAGGUGGGUUGAACUGAAGAUGGGACAGCUGGGAGUGCUCAAUAAUCCAAACUACAAAAUCGCAGCCCUUCUUGAUCACAUGGCAAUGAUCACCGUGCAGUCUGACACACACGGUAUCUUUGACUGCAAGCCCCUUGGAUUGAUAUGGGCUCUCUUUCCAGAGUAUUACAAUUCGAAAAACAGCAUAAUGUUUGAUGAUCUGAGAAGAAAUUUUGUUAUGAAUCCACAAAAUGGACUUGUGAUUAAGCCUUUUAGAAAAGCUCAUCUAAAUCGGAAGAAUGAUGAUGAGCUGGUGAGGCUUACUCAAUAUCUGCUUGCCAUAGCAGAACUUGAAGAUUUGAGCCAACUUGAUCACGUGAAGUGGGAAUCAUUCAUAGAGAAGAACUCAAAAAGACAAAGGCAUGGUUGAACAGCUCAAGGAAAAAGAUGCAGAAAGUGAUAAAUGUUUGACUUAUAUGAUGCAACCUUUUAUUAUGUAAUUUGAAGAUCUUCUGUUUGUUUGUCGAUUGAUUAAAACUUGUAAGGCUUUGUACACUUUACAAGUGGAAGUAAGAAUUACUUCUGACUUUCUGAAAGGGACGGAGGGAAUGAUACCGAUUGUGGUUGAUAGUGGAAAACUGUUGGCUACAGUCGUGCACUGUCUGUAGGCCCAUUGAUUUUUGAACUGAUAUUUCUCCAAACAUUCUGUGGAUGAAAUACUAUGGUUUAAUUUAUACAAUUUCUAUAUAA